Messenger RNA from Pseudomassariella vexata, 525 nucleotides. RefSeq lists its product as uncharacterized. The record is from RefSeq and is a predicted model, not a curated record. The transcript is spliced from 3 exons. The annotation marks the transcript as partial. Lineage: Eukaryota; Fungi; Ascomycota; Sordariomycetes; Amphisphaeriales; Pseudomassariaceae. Gene Ontology annotation, cellular component: mitochondrion.
AUGCAGGCCCUCCGACAGCGAGCGGCUUGCGCCGCGCGACGAGUGCGGCCAACCACCUCCGUCAAGAACCCCCGAACCGUGCGAACAUACGUAUCCGAGAGCCACGACCAUCACCACCACGAAGCUCCCAAGGUCGAGGAGAAAUUGGGCACCGCAUUCUAUGUCUUCGCCGGUGCCGUCCCAGCAGCCAUACUCGGCUACUCCAUCUCCCGUCCGGGUGCGAAUGGCGAGCCAUCAAGCCUGGCGAACUUUAUGCGCGGCUUCGACUACUUCGCCGAGGACGAGGCGCGCAACACGAUACGAACCCAGAUGCUGGAGCAGGCCGCCCACGACAAGCACCUGUUCAACUACGCCGGGCAGAACUCCGCCUACAUUGAUCUCAAAACUCCUGAAUUGAUCGGACAAGGUUCCCCAUGGGCUGUGCCUGCCGGCCACGUGCCUAACCUCGACCACGUUACCGAGCACUAUAGAAAACAGUUCCACGCCGAGGAGGAACGGAAGAUGAAGAAACUUGCGGCGAAGGCA